This is a messenger RNA of Botrytis porri, 2064 nucleotides long. RefSeq lists its product as uncharacterized. The record is from RefSeq and is a predicted model, not a curated record. NCBI's taxonomy places the organism in Eukaryota, Fungi, Ascomycota, Leotiomycetes, Helotiales, Sclerotiniaceae. Bases 1 to 2064 code for a protein of 687 amino acids. The transcript has a single exon.
AUGGCUCGUGAGGCUUUUGAUGAACGGGACGAUAUGAUAGUGCUUGAAGAAGAAUGGACAGCCUUUGAAGAAUCGGAUAUGGGUCUGUCAGAUGAAAUCUACAUUUCUUCAUCAAGAGCAUUCAAGCCGAAAGCGCCAGAGGUCUACCAGAACCUUCACAUCGAUUUUGAGAGCCCAGAUGAUGUAUUAGAUUCCAACGAAUUACUUCAAUUUUUCAAUCAACCCACAUCCAUCGAAUACAGAAAAGCAGUCCAAACAUUCGAAAUUACAGGUUCCUAUGAGCCAUACAUCCAAAGCGCAAACUGGACCGGUAUUACAAAUCUCCUUACCAAUCUUUCCAAUCUCUCAAUACUGCACUGGAAAAUUCGGAAAGCUAUUUCCUCCGAGAUACUCUCCAAUCUCAACAUAACGAAUCCAGAUAUCCGCAUUUACUUACACAAUCUUCCCCCUACGAGAGAUCCCAAUCAAUAUUAUUACAAAGCCUCACAGGAUUCCAACGCCAUUAGAAAUCAUCUACAUGAAGAUGCGCGUUCGAUCCUCGGUUCUCCAUUAUUAUAUUCCCUCCAUGCCGAUGUGAUGAAUUUCUACCCGGCAGAUCCAGCUCCGAUGCGGCUUCUUUUCGAGAUUCUGCGCUCUCACCCCCCGAAUAUGCGGGAAUUGCAGCUGAGAUUAUCGUAUCAUGGAUGCGAGGUUGGUAAUCAGAUUGAGGCAUUUCCCUUUCUUUCGAGCGAAUUCAAUACCGAUCGGGAAAAUAUGACAUCGAUACGACUUCCCCCGCUGGAAAAAUUGGUCGUCGAAGGAUAUAAUUUUGAGGAAUCGCCUGAUGGGGGAACUGGAUGGUAUGGGAAUAUCGAAACGCCCAAAGUCGAUUGGCGGACACGUGUCAAGUUUCCUUGGAAUAUACUCCCAAUGUGGUAUAUUGGUUGGUUGGGAGAGCUUUAUCUGGGUUAUAGGUGGGACGCCAUUGGUUAUACACCCCUUGAACGACUACCUUCUCCUGACGGGGUGUCUAACUUGAGUGUUUGGUUAAAAGUUAUGGAUUGGUCUAAAUUGAAGACUUUGCAUAUGGUACAACCUGGUCCGGUUGCAAUGCAGGAACUGGGGAUCGCGGGUGCAUUAACUGGAUUGAAAGAGCUGAAUAUCGAUGGAAUGCUAAAUUCAUGGAAAGAUGACGUAAAAACGAAAUGGGAAACAGUAGUGGAUUUUCUGGAGGAUAUAGCGAGUAACGGAACAAGUCUUACAUCUCUUUCGAUCCGUGAUAUUUCGUUCCCGAAAAUGAUGAACUGCAGCGACGCCACAACUGAAUAUACAGCUACAAAGAAAUUACUAGGUGCGCUAUUGCAACAUACGAAUCUCACAAGGCUUCACUUGUACGAUGGGAUACAAUUUCCCUCUUGGGGACCAGGCUCACGACUACCAAAGCAGAUGCCCAUACUGGUUUCUGUUCUUAAUUUGCCGUCAAUUGAAGAUCUCGCGAUUGAGAUACCGUCACUCCCCGGCUCCAACCUCUCAAACUCCGAGAAUGAUAAUUGGAGGACCGAUGGAAUUGAUCCGGAAAUUUCAGAUGAAGAGAUGUAUAAAGCUUUCACUCCUUUUACUCAACAACCUCGGUUGAAGAGCCUCGAAUUCCAUGUCCCGGCACCUGAAUGCUGGGGACAUCAAAUAAAAAGCGUUAUAAGACCAGAGAUGAACGGAAGAUUAGGGGAAGCAGAGAUAAGUGAAUUAGAUUAUAGUAAGCCACAAGAUAAAGCGGAUAUAGUGGAAGUGGAAAGAUGUGAGAGGGAGGAAGAAGAGUUGGGGAAGAGAACGAGGAGAUUGUUUGAGUGGAUGAAUGGGGAAAGGAAAAGGGUUGGGGAAGAUGCGAUUAGAAGGUUGAGGGUUGUGGUUGGGAGGGAGGUGCUCGGAGGGAAGGAGGGGGUAGAGGCGGAGAUGUUGGCGAGGAAACCGAUCGGUGGGGAAUGGAGGGGGGAGAGUGGGGUCUGGGAUUGUUGGAUCUGGGAAAAAGAAGAGGUGCUAAAGUGUGGGGGCGGGAGGAGAUGGCGGAAGGAUGAACUUUGGGGGUGA